AUGGGUUUAGUGUGGGGAUCUUUUGCCUUUUGCAAAUCGUUUGACGUCUCUUUCAGGUGCAGACGAAACAGAAGCUUUCAGGUUCUGAACCCUCCCCCGACGACGGCGCUGGAGAUCCAUCCUGAUGACGACAUCGUGCAGGAACCAGAGCACGUUGCUUUCAGACACGGACAGGACGUCAGACACAGACGGGACGUCCUGGACUCCACAGAAAUCCCAGCAGAGCACAUCGACCCCGCUGCCAUCGACCUCACCCCCCUCGUCAAUACUCUAAUAAAUUCAAGCCAAUCGGGCUCCCGUCAGCUCUUCUCCCUGCUCAGCGUGACGUCCUACAGCUCACUGGCUCUGCACAAGCUCACCCUGCUGCUGUACAACAUUUCCAGCAUCAGACGUCUGGAGAGCGACGUGUUGAGGAGAAGGUUCUGUUACUGUGUCACCAACGACACCAACGACUUAACUGAUUUCACUGCCGUGCUGUUGGAUGUGAUCGGAAACUCGACGACUCACCUGCACGAGCUUUUCAAAUCUGCCUCCAUUUUGUCGGUGAGUCACAGGAACAACUCGGGCUGCAUCUACAUCUGUGUGAUGGCAGGAAGGACGGGACCAGAGGCUCCAGAGCUCUGGGACGUCGGCUCCAUCUCGCCGCUCUUCAACCAGACGAUCGUUGAAGGACCACACGGAGUAGGUAACGUCUCGUCCUUCAGAAUUCCCGUCGAUUGGAACCAACUGCCCACGAAUCUGAGUCACAUCUCUCCGUCAGGGAUGAGCUCGGUGUUGAGCAGCAGAGUCCACGCCACUGCACACGCCCUGGACCCCCUCAGCUCCUCGGUACAGACCGACUCCCCCCCGCCCUCUGAGCUGGAGAACGACAACACCCAGCAAGCCACCAGAGAAACCAGAGGCUGUCCGUGGAGGAGGCCGGAGCAGGGCGGGGAGUCGGCGUCCAGCAGCACGACCACGGUCGGCGCUCACAAGCUGCAGCCCUGCGUCCUCGAGCUCUGCAAGUUCUUCUCGCAGUGUCUCUGCAGACCCGUCAGCCACAGGACACGCGCGACAAGCUUCUGUGACGACAGCCACCUCUGGUAUGAAACACACACGUCUGAGGUGUGUCGGCGCGUCAGGAGAGUCUCCUUCUCCAGAAAUCUGAAACAGAGAUGCUUGACAAAGAUGUGCAACAAACUGUGA
Messenger RNA from Hippoglossus stenolepis (Pacific halibut), 1185 nucleotides. RefSeq names its product HERV-H LTR-associating protein 1. The transcript is spliced from 16 exons. The record is from RefSeq and is a predicted model, not a curated record. Bases 1 to 1185 code for a protein of 394 amino acids. Lineage: Eukaryota; Metazoa; Chordata; Actinopteri; Pleuronectiformes; Pleuronectidae.